Molecule: messenger RNA, 1913 nt
Organism: Pungitius pungitius (ninespine stickleback)
Lineage: Eukaryota; Metazoa; Chordata; Actinopteri; Perciformes; Gasterosteidae
Gene: prss16
Product: serine protease 16
Exons: 13
Coding region: 1-1491 (496 amino acids)
Biological process (GO): proteolysis
Cellular component (GO): endosome; lysosome
Molecular function (GO): serine-type exopeptidase activity; dipeptidyl-peptidase activity
Source: RefSeq, a predicted model, not a curated record
AUGCUUCUGUCCUCGUCCCGCUGUCUCGUCCUCCUACUUGUGUGGACCUCAGCGGACGCUGGACGGAUUCUGGGGAGGAUCAAGGAGCGCGUGCGUAACCUCUCUCUGCAGGCGGCCGGGGGGCCUCUCCGGCGCGUGAAGGAGGGCCGGAUCCACCAGCCGCUGGACCACUUCGACCGCCUGGACCUCGGCACCUUCCCUCAGAGGUUCUUUGUGAACGAGGCGUACUGGCGGCGUCCGGAUGGUCCGGUGUUCCUCUACAUCGGAGGAGAAGGGCCCAUUUCUGAGUCUAGUGUUCUGGCAGGUCACCAUGUGGACAUGGCCGAGGAGCACGGCGCCCUGCUGUUGGCUCUGGAGCACCGUUUCUACGGCGACAGCAUCAACCCCGACGGCCUGAAAACGGAGAACCUGUCGGGCCUGAGCAGCCAGCAGGCACUCGCUGACUCGGCGGCAUUUCACCAGCACAUCAGCCAGAGCUUCGGCCUUAGCCGGAGGAACACCUGGAUCGUCUUCGGGGGCUCGUACGCCGGCGCCCUGUCCGCCUGGUUCAGAGGAAAGUUUCCUCACCUGGUGUACGGAGCCGUGGCCUCCUCCGCUCCUGUCAGGGCCAAGUUGGACUUCUCUGCCUACAGCAGCGUCGUCGGCUCGAGUCUCGCCAACGAAGCCGUUGGUGGAUCAGAAAAGUGCCUGGUUGCCGUGCGAGAGGCCUUCGCCGCCGCGGGGUCGCUGAUGGGCGGGAACGCCAGCCGCGUGGCCGCCGACUUUGGUUGCUGUCAGGUGCCGAAGAACCUCGACGACCAGAUUGAGCUGAUGCAAAACCUGGCGGACAUCGUCAUGGGGACCGUGCAAUACAACGAAGAAGGCGUGCUCAUGUCGAUCAAUGAGCUGUGCGGCGUGAUGACCAACACCAGCGGGGCCACACUGGAGGAGACGAGGCCUUACGACCGCCUUGUUAAACUUGCACAGAUCUACCGUUCCUCCAGUGAGGAAGCCUGCCUGGACAUCUCCCAUGAGAAAACCGUGGCGGCCCUGAUGGACACGGCCGUCCACUCAGGCAGGAGAGCAGAGAGACAGUGGACCUACCAGACCUGCACGGAGUUCGGCUUCUACCAGACGUGUGAGGAUGCCUCUUGUCCGUUCUCCCGGUCGGUGACCCUGAGCUCUCAGACUGAACUCUGCCUGCUGCUGUUUGGCAUCUCCCAGCAUUCCCUGCCUGAGCGCGUGGCCUUCACCAACGCUUACUACGGAGGAGACCACCCCCACACACACCGGGUCCUCUAUGUCAACGGUGGAGUUGACCCCUGGAGGGCGCUGUCGGUGGUCGAGGAAGGAGAAGAGGCCCGGACCGUCCUCAUCGAGGACGCGGCUCACUGCGCCGACAUGGCGGGUCGGAGGGCCGCGGACCGCCGCUCGCUCAGGGAGGCCAGGCAGGAGAUCGAGGAGCACGUGGUCGGCUGGCUGAAGAUGGCCGCCCUGGAGAUAACGGUCUGAUCGCAUUAUAACCUGAUCAGCUCUUAUCACCGAUCCCUUAAGCAGAUUCGUGAGCCUGUGUGCAUGGCAACUGUGCUUCAUCAUCAUCAUCAUCAUCAUCCUGUAUUUCCUCUCCGCCCCUCCGGUUCUUUUUUAUCUCCGCACAGAUCUGUGUGUUUGUGCGGUUUGGUCUUUUUUUUUUUAUGUGUCUUUAAUUUCUUUGAGGUUUUUAUAAAAAUGUGGAAAAGUUCCAUUCCAUCUAUCUAUCUUAUACUUAUAAGCUUUAAAUGCCAGGUGUGUAAAGGCCUCUAAUAACCUGAUUGUGUUUUCUUUUGAGCAGUUGUCCUUACCCUGUGUGAUCACUAGGGUGCGAUAUCGCUGCAUUUCUUGAUCCUCAUUCAAAAGCUUGUUCUCUAUUGCUCGUAUAAUAAAAGGUUGUAAUG